UUCCUAUUGUAUUUUGUCACAUUCAUCUGUCGUAAAGUCUGCACCUUUAACGGGUGUAAUGACAAGGGUAUGCCUAAAAUAGUCUUCAUUUUCGUUUAAUUUAAUUAUGGCUUCCUCUAUGGGAUAAUUAAAUUACAAGAACAUGGCAGAACUGAAACGAUUUACAACGUUUGGUGAAGGUGCGUCCGUGCACGUGUAUUCUGACGGUAAGGAAUAUGUUCUGCACGGUGCCCAAGGAGCCAGGCCGCUGUCUGUUUACAGUGAUGAUGGUCAAUUGCUAUCAAAAGUUGGAAAACAGCAAAUCCCACAGAAACCAUCCGAUGAAAUCAUUGUUGUUAUUGAUGAAGAUACAAACGAGAAAACGGCAUUCAUGUACGGUAAGCCCACCUCAAGAGAAAAAAGUAUGGCCUUCUCUAACGAAGCCUUUGUGGAAGAUGAGUCGGUUUCAGGUCCCUCUACGUCUCUAGCUGGAUCAACGGGGAAAGGUUCGUCAUACAGUGGUUACUCAUAUUCAGAUUAUCCUGAGUUGAAACCGAAGCGUUUAUCGUUAUCGAGUUGUUUUCUUAUCCUCAUAACUCUCAUCGCCAUUGUCAUCUCUGUGUACAUGAUCUGGUACCUUAACGAAGACAACAAAGGAGUCAUACAACCGCAAACGACAGAGUUUGUAUUUACGUUACCCCUUCCACAAACACCUAGGUCAACGAUUGUGCCAGAGUCUACAACACAAACUUCAGGAUCAACUCAACAAUCCACCACAUCUCCAACGAUAGAAAGGACAACAACAGAAAGCAGGGACACAGAAGAAACAGAGCAAUCUACCUUAGGAUCAACAUCAGAAACAUCAGAUGAACCCAGUACAAUAAAUCUUGGAACAGAUACUACUGUAUCUCCCAAUACCAAUCCAACAGAAGGCACAGAUACAACUGAAAUGCCUCUCAAUACAGAUUCAACGCAAGACACUUCUUCAACUCAAGUGCCUAUCCAUGCAAAUUUAACUCAAGGCAGCACCUUUUCAACUCAGGUGCCACAGUUUUCAACUACAGCAAUGCUCAAUACAGUUGAUCAUAUUACCAAUGCAACUGCAUCAGAAUCAAGUGCUUCAGUUAGCACAACAAUAAAAUCUUCAACAAGUUCAAAAGACAGUAAUCGUAGUUCAACUUUAUCAACAUCACUGUCUUCAAUAACAACAACAUCAACAAGCACUGUAGCUAACACAGGACAAACAACUUUAACUCAUGCCAUAUCAACGACGCAGCCUUCUACAUCGACAAAGAAAAGUGAAACUUCUCAAUCUACAAUUCAAGUGCCCUUGACAACGCAAUCUUCAAAUACAAGUACAACAGACUAUGUAACUAGUAUUACUGCAACUACAAGUCAAACCAUCCCCAUUAUACAGUCAACCACAACGCCAAGUACAGAUAACAUUGUAUCUAGUUCGACAACAAAAUCUUCAACCGAAUCUUCUGCUACAAUGACUACAGAAUAUACAAGUACAGACUCCGAAUGAAAAACAA
This is a messenger RNA of Saccostrea cuccullata (small rock oyster), 1514 nucleotides long. RefSeq lists its product as uncharacterized. Bases 143 to 1507 code for a protein of 454 amino acids. Lineage: Eukaryota; Metazoa; Mollusca; Bivalvia; Ostreida; Ostreidae. The transcript is spliced from 6 exons. The record is from RefSeq and is a predicted model, not a curated record.